AUGGGCCAAGAUGCAGCUGUGCCUCAGACAACUUGGCAGAAUUCCUCCACGUCUUUGGGAAAACAGCUAUUAGAAUCACUGCUAGAUACAUACAGCCUGUACCAGACACCCAGAAACGGGACCAAUCCCCUUCUGGUGAAUAUCACUGUGGAGAUGUCAAAUGUGCUAAAUGUGGACAUCUUGGACUACACUAUCUCAUCCGUCCUGAUCUUGAAUCAGUCAUGGUACAAUAAACGGCUGGCUUGGGAUGAGGCAGAUUACCCUUUCAGCACCAUCACUGUGCCCUGGAGUUUCCUGUGGACUCCAUCUCUCACAGUUCAAGAAGCGUUUGAUGUAGCAUGGAAGACUGAAUCACCUUAUGUGGUGCUGCACAGUGAUGGGAAAGCAGAGUUUCAACUCUCUCUGCGCAUUGACAGCAACUGCAACUUUGAUCUCUUUUACUACCCACGUGAUAGAACUAACUGCACUUUAAGCUUCUUCUCUCUGGCCAGCAAAGUCAGUGAGCUGGAAUUCAAGGUCUCCAUCGAAAAUAAAAUUCUGAAUGUAAAGCGUGAAUAUCUUGUCGUGGAUAUGAAUAUCACAAGCCAAAGAAAUGGGCCACAGCCUUAUUUCAUAGUGCUGAUAAUUCUAAAAAACACAGGAAUGCGAACCAUCCUUUCUUUGAUUGUGCCGAGCAUUGCACUUGUAGUAGCUGAUCUCUGCGGCUUCCUUAUCCCCCUUGAACACAGGCUGUCAUACAUGAUCACCUUGUUACUUGCAUUCCUCGUGUUCCACUCUUCAGUUAUUGGCUCUCUACCAGCAUCAUCUUCCUGCAGUCCUCUGAUCAGUUAUUAUUAUACUGGUCUCCUGAUGUUACUAUUCCUUAGCACAAUUGAGACUAUCUUGGUGACAAAGCUGGUUGCUGACAACAUCAGUCUUUGGCAGAAUUGUAGAUUUCAAGGGAAAAAAGCUAAAAUCACCAUUACAUUGCCUAAAGAACAAAGCUGUCAUCCAGAAGAUACAAAAGAUCCUGCGAUGAGUGACUAUGGGCCCAAACAUCAGUGCUUGGAAAAGGUUUUGGCUCCUCACUGA
Elgaria multicarinata webbii is the source of this 1071-nucleotide messenger RNA. It is a transcript of the gene ZACN, whose product is annotated as zinc activated ion channel. Bases 1 to 1071 code for a protein of 356 amino acids. Gene Ontology annotation, molecular function: acetylcholine-gated monoatomic cation-selective channel activity; serotonin-gated monoatomic cation channel activity. Gene Ontology annotation, cellular component: synapse; plasma membrane; neuron projection. Gene Ontology annotation, biological process: monoatomic ion transmembrane transport; regulation of membrane potential; chemical synaptic transmission. The transcript is spliced from 9 exons. The record is from RefSeq and is a predicted model, not a curated record. NCBI's taxonomy places the organism in Eukaryota, Metazoa, Chordata, Lepidosauria, Squamata, Anguidae.